This is a messenger RNA of Sipha flava (yellow sugarcane aphid), 4110 nucleotides long. It is a transcript of the gene mle, whose product is annotated as dosage compensation regulator. The record is from RefSeq and is a predicted model, not a curated record. Gene Ontology annotation, molecular function: 3'-5' DNA helicase activity; ATP binding; double-stranded RNA binding. Bases 279 to 4046 code for a protein of 1255 amino acids. Lineage: Eukaryota; Metazoa; Arthropoda; Insecta; Hemiptera; Aphididae. Gene Ontology annotation, cellular component: nucleolus; ribonucleoprotein complex; intracellular anatomical structure. The transcript is spliced from 23 exons. Gene Ontology annotation, biological process: regulation of mRNA processing; positive regulation of transcription by RNA polymerase II.
CACAGAAUAAUUGUUGAUGUGCUUUAUUGUGUUGAUUGUAAAUUAUUGAUUAUCAUGAUAAUAUGAACAUUUAAAAUAAUUAUUUAUAUAACACCUAACGAACCAGGAUAUUAUACACUUAAAUACAAUUGUUUAUGUCAGCUUAUGAUAUCAUGUAACGAACUACUUUUGUAUGGAUAUUAGAUGUGUACAUUUGUUGUAUGUUAAGUGUAGGGGUUUCUGAUUGUUGACUAAAAUUAACACUUAUUGGUACAGUUAUUUGGCAUUUUUAAAUCACAAUGGCUAAUCCUAAAGCUUUUCUGCACGAAUGGUGUGCAAAAAACAGCUUAGAACCACAAUUUGAAAUUAAACAAGCAGGUACGAAGUUCAGUUUACGUUUUAUAUGCGAAGUUUCUGUAACAGGACACAACUAUGUCGGUGUAGGGAAUUCAACCAAUAAAAAAGAUGCCCAAGGUAAUGCAUCUAAAGAUUUUCUUUCGUAUUUGAUACGUCAAGGAUUUGUGACUGCUGAUUCAUUACCAUCUAGUUUUAUAAGUGGUCCUGUUGUAAAUGAUAAUUCAGUUAAAGCACCUCAACGAUUUAUGAAUAAUGUGCCACAAAAAUCAGUGUAUCAACAAGGCCAAACUCCAAAUACUCUAGGUGAAGCAUAUCGACCAAUUGGGAGGACAGAUUUCCAGUUUAAAGACUUUUUAAAUGAUGAAAGCAAAGUAGAAGAGGCUGAAAAUUUAGAUGUAAAUGCUGCUAUUCAUGGAAAUUGGACUAUUGAUAAUGCUAAAUCUCGUUUAAAUCAAUUUAUACAGUCCAAUAGAUUAAAAAAUAUUGAUUAUAAAUAUAGUUUCAUGGGAAAGAGUUUUGUUGCAGAAAUGUCAAUAUUUGUACAUAAACUCAAUAGAAAUGUAACUGCUCGUGAAAGUGGUUCAAACAAACAGUCAGCAUCAAAAAGUUGUGCACUUUCCUUGAUACGUCAACUUUACCAUUUAGGUGUUGUUGAAGCAUUUUCAGGAUCUUUGAAAAAAACUAUUUUGAACAUAAUUGAACCAUAUGAAGUUAAUGUAGACCCUUUAUUAUUAAAUAAAGUGUAUGAUAUAUUACAAGAAUUAAAUAUUCAACCUGUGAUUCAAAAUGAUACUACUGUCGAUACCAAAGCAACAAUAUCAUUAAUUUCUAAUCAAGUUAUUGCUGAAUUUUCUGAAUCAAAAUGUUUAAGGUCAGUAGGAGUGAUUCCAUGGUCACCACCUCAACCAAAUUGGAACCCUUGGUUGGCAAUAAAUAUUGAUGAAGGUCCUUUGGCUACUGCUACUUUAGAUCAAUUAAGUGAAGAAUUAUCAAAAGAUUAUGAUGAGAAAUUAAAUUCAUCAGAAGAUUUAGUGCAAAGUUUUGAAAUGCGCAGUAAACUUCCUGUAUUUGCUAAAAAAGCUGAAAUUUUAGAAGUAAUAAAAAAAAACUCUAUUGUAAUUAUUCAAGGAAGUACUGGUUGUGGUAAAACUACUCAGGUUUGUCAGUUUAUACUUGAUGAGUACUUGAGUAAUAUUCAAGGGGCAUAUUGCAAUAUAAUUUGUACUCAACCAAGAAAAAUAUCAGCUCUUUCUGUUGCUGAUAGGGUAGCUUUUGAAAGAAAAGAAGAUGUAGGACUAAGUGUUGGAUAUAGCGUUCGAUUUAAUAGCAUAUUUCCUCGACCAUAUGGAGCAAUUUUGUUCUGUACAGUUGGUGUAUUAUUGCGAAAAUUGGAAAAUGGUAUGCGUGGUGUAUCACAUGUAAUUGUUGAUGAAAUACAUGAACGUGAUGUAAAUAGUGACUUCCUUAUGGUUGUGCUCAAAGAUAUGGUUUACAACUAUCCUGACCUAAGGGUAAUUUUUAUGUCUGCUACAAUUAAUACUAACAUGUUCUCUAAAUAUUUCAACUGUUGUCCAGUAAUUGAUGUUGAAGGAAAAUGUUAUGCAGUUAAGGAAUAUUUUCUUGAAGAUAUUGUUGAUAUUUUAAAUUAUCAGCCAGUUCCAGAAAUUAAAAAAUCUAAGAAUAAAGAUAAAGAUGAAGAAUCAGUCAUUUUAGGAAUGGAUCAAGAAGAAAAUUGUAAUUUAAUUGUUUCUGAUGAUUAUUCUCCUGAUGUCAAAGCAAAAGUGGCUAUGAUUAGUGAAAAAGAUGUUGAUUUUGAAAUUAUUGAAGCAUUAUUAAAACACAUUGAAGUAGAAAUGAAUAUUCCUGGUGCGGUUCUAAUAUUUUUACCUGGUUGGAAUUUAAUUUUUGCACUACAAAAAUAUUUAACUGAGAAACAAUUUUUUGCAUCUUCAAAUUUUUGUAUAUUGCCACUUCAUUCACAGCUUCCUUGUGCUGAUCAGCGGAAAGUUUUUGAGCCUGUUCCUCCAGGAGUACGAAAGGUAAUCUUGUCUACAAAUAUAGCGGAAACAUCUAUUACUAUCAAUGAUGUAGUUUUUGUAAUUAAUUAUGGCAAAGCUAAGAUUAAAUUAUUUACGACACAUAACAAUAUGACUCAUUAUGCUACAGUUUGGGCAUCUAAGACUAAUAUGCUACAAAGAAAAGGUCGAGCUGGUCGUGUUAAAGAAGGUUUUUGUUUUCACUUAUGCACAAAGGCACGUUAUGAUAAAAUGGAUGAUCACAUAACACCCGAAAUUUUCCGUACACCUUUACAUGAAAUUGCCUUAUCUAUUAAAUUAUUACGACUUGGAGAUAUUGGACAAUUUCUUAGUAAGGCUAUUGAACCACCUCCUAUUGAUGCUGUAAUUGAAGCUCAAGUGAUGCUUAAAGAAAUGAAAUGUCUUGAUCAAAAUGAAGAGUUGACUCCUCUUGGUAAAAUCUUAGCAAAAUUACCAAUCGAACCACAGAUUGGCCGCAUGAUGGUACUGGGGAACAUUUUAAUGCUUGGUGACGCUCUUGCUGUAAUAGCUGCUAUCUGUUCAAAUAUGACGGAUAUAUUUGUAUUUGAUUAUAGAAUGACACCAGCACAGCGUGCAUUAUCUGGGAAUCGUUGCUCAGAUCAUUUAACUGUACUAAAUGCUUUUCAUCAGUGGGAAUCUUUGUUUCGUCGUAAUAUUGAUACAACAGAUUAUUGUGAACGUAAAAUGUUAUCUCAGCCAUCACUGACUACCACAGCUGAUGUUACGGAACAAUUAAAAGAUUUAUUUAUCAAAAUUGGAUUUCCUGAGGAAUGUUUUGAAAAGCAAACUUUUGAUUUUGGAAAAUCUGGAAUAUAUGAUGAGCCAAUGUUGGACGUUUUAUCUGCAAUUUUAACUAUAGGAUUUUAUCCUAAUGUAUGCUAUCAUAAGGAAAAACGUAAGGUGUACACAACAGAAGGAAAAGCUGCCCUUAUCCAUAAGACAUCUGUUAAUUGUAAUAAUGUUGCAGCUGGUUCUUUUCCAUCUCCAUUCUUUGUAUUCGCAGAAAAAGUUCGUACAAGAGCUGUGGCUUGUAAACAAAUGACUAUGAUAACACCAAUUCAUCUUCUAUUAUUUGGUGCCCGUAAAAUUGAAUAUACUAAAGGUUUUGUUCAAUUAGAUAAUUGGAUAAAUUUAAAAAUAGAUGUUAAAACAGCUUCUGCUAUUGUAGCACUAAGACCAGCUAUUGAAAGUUUAAUUAUCAAUGCAUCUAAAAAUCCUGAAUCAAUAUCAAUGUUAACUGAAACUGAUAAUAAGCUUAUAAAUGUUUUGAAAGAAUUGUGCAAUUUUAACUCUGGAAGAUACAAUCUUUCACCUAUAUUAUUUGAUCAAGGAAGUACAUCUUACAAAAGAAAGUUAAAUGCAUCAUUUAAUGAAAGUAGUGAUAGUUCACAACCUACACCAAAAUUGAAUCACUAUUCUAGUUAUGGUAAUUUUCAUAGACAAAAUAGUGGUUUUAGUAGAGGAAACUAUAAUCAAGGAAGAGGUUAUCACAGAAAUUCAUCAUUUGGUAGUGGAUUUAACCAAAGAGGCAGUAGUCAUAUUGGAAGAGGAUCAGGUUUCAGAGGAAAUAACAGUAAUGUUGGCAAUAGUGGCUUUUACAGAGGUACCAGAGGAUCUAACAGAGGUUAUAGUAGCUUUAACAGAGGAUUCUAAAGAAAAACAUAAUAUAAAAAAUGCCAUUUUUGUAUUCUAUGAAAAUAAAGUAAAUAAUUAACAA